CAGUCUCUCAGGAAAGAAAAUUUCGUCUGGUAGGCGGACAGUCAAGUGAAAAUGGUGUAAAUACCAAACAAAGAAACGAGAAGGCGUGCUUUUUGUCUUAUUUUCACCUUGCUUGUCGCUGUGCAGCGGCAUUCGUGCAGUUCUUGCCGAAUGUAAAACGUUUUCGACACAAUGGACCCAGACAACAGCACAUCCAGCUCAGCAAGUGGCAGCGUGGUUGUGUCCACCAGUCAUAAGCUGGUAGAUAUCGAAUUUCCGAAUUAUAGCACCGUCCUGCUGGAGCAUCUCAACCAGCAUCGAGAGGAGGGCAAGUUCUGCGACCUAGCGGUGCACGUAAGGGGUCAGGUGUUCAGGGCUCACAAGGCUGUGCUUGCCGCCUCCUCCUCCUACUUCCACGACAAGCUGCUAUUGCGCAAUACAGAAGUAAUCACGCUGCCAAGUGUCAUUGAACCCGAGGCAUUCGCUGGCCUUCUUGGACUUAUUUAUACUGGGAGGCUACGUGUUACCGUACAGGACAUGCCCAGCUAUCUGCUGGUCGCCAGUGGCCUGCAACUUUGGCAUGUAGUGGACCGCUGUAAAGAAGUGCUGAAGAGAGAAGAAGAGCAGAUCCUGCGGACGAGUAAAAGCAGUUGUGAGAGAAGCAGCACCCCAUACAGACAUUGUUGCUCCACCUCACAGUCACCAAGUAGCAGCCAAAUACAGGUUGGGUCCCGGGACGAGACAUUGGGGUUCAGAGAAGCACACCACUCCAUUUUUUCCAGCUCAAGAGUAAAAGCGAGCACAAGUAUUAAAAUGGGCAAAAGCUCAAAUACAAGGGUGGAGAGAGAAGCUCAGUGUCGAUCCUCGUAUGCCAAAAAGCGGGAUCACCAGAAAAACAUGAAAACCAAAGAGAAAUUGUAUCACAGUACUGAUCAUGAUGACGACGACUAUUGCCACAGUAAUGAGAUAACAGUUCACACAGAAGAAGAUGAAGUUGAAGAUUUAGAAGAGGAAGAAACUGAAGAUGAUGAGGUAAUCAAGGUGCAUGUGCAGUCUGAGGAAGAUGAAGAAGAAGAUGAGGAUGGGGGUGUUGUUGUGAUGGUGUCUGGAAAAAAAGAAGAAGAGGGUGAAGAUGAUGAUAUCUGCAGUGGCUCAAUUGAUGAAAAUGGACAAAUGGUGGUAAUGGAAGGUGAGCGAAGGAAAGGCAAAGAAUCCAUAUCAGGCUACACCUACAGACUGGUCAGCAGUCAGGUUGAUUCGCAAAGUUUGGUGUCCCCUGUUCCUGUUUCUCCUGUUUUCUCAGUUGCUGGGCUGGCCCUGCGGGAGACUGAUGGAGGAGCAUUUUCUAGCCUGGGAGAAUUUCGCUUAGGAGGAAUAGGAACUGUUGGAACUAUGGAAGCUGGACCUGUUAGUGACCAGAUUUAUGUAAAGCAAGAGAGGGCAGAUGAACACGAGAACAGCACUGCCGCAAUUAGAGGUUCCAAGAGCACAGUAACUAGUAUUAAUGUAGUCAGUUCAGUAAGCAACAGCUCCCAGUUACAUCCAAGUGGAUUUGGUCCAUUUCAAGGGAAUUUUAGAAUAGAAGGACUCAGCACUACAACUGCCGGUGGAAGUAAUGACUAUUUUCUGCAAAGUACGGAUAGUGGGGGUCCCGGUGUUUCGUCCAAUCAAAGUGGGGAGCCAGUGAGCCUUGUUGUAACCGGUUCUAACAGCCUGGGUUCAGUGGUUGUUGACUCUGCUUCAUUUCCAGAUGGCACUCGAGUUGUUGCUGAUCCUACUGGUUACCCUGCUCAUGCUGUAUCACAGCAGCCCAUGGACAUUCACGGAAAUGAAAUAGUCACACAUGCUUCACUAGGGCAGACUGUUCAUGCUCCUGUCAAGAUUUUGUCAGUGCCACCUGAUGGCAAACGCUUUGGGUGCCUGUGUGGCAAGCGGUUUGCGGUAAAGCCAAAGCGUGACCGUCACAUUAUGCUGACAUUGAGUGUUCGUCCCUUUGAUUGUUCUGUGUGUGAAAAGAAGUUUAAGUUAAAACACCACCUGAAUGAGCACAUGAAGACACACCUGGGUUUCCUGUAUAAAUGUGAGCGAUGUGGCAGGAAAUUCCGUAUGCGCAGUUGUUAUUUGAAACAUGUCCAGCAAGAGGAGGAACAGUUAAAUCUUCAGCAGAACAACUGUGCCAACAAUACACUACAGUCAGAAUACAGUGUACGAUAAUCCUUAAUAUACAGAUAUAAUUGGUUCUGGUUUGGUUCACCAUCAGAAGACUUUGGUAAUGCAAGUUUGACACAAAAGACAAUUUGUCAGUAAUAUGCUGGCGUCAAAGGUCUGACUUCUUUUUUGCCACUUCAUCUAGAAAAUCUUGGUAUGCUGGAUAUCAUUGUGGCAAAGGUGAAUGUUAGGCAAUAAGCAUAUGCAGAUGGCAUUGAUCUAGAAUGGCAAGGUUUUAAGACUAAUGUUAAACUCGCUUUUGUGCCUUAUGUUCAAUUCUAACUCUCCAGUGGUAUGUACUAGUACAUAUUAGAAAUGCAAUUGUGUGGUAGAAUGCCUGCUGUGUUUAUGUGAACCAGAUGUUUGGAGCACUUCACCUAUAAAAAGCUCUUAUAUUACAGCGACAUGUUUUAAUCUUUGAGUAGAGGUAUAUUGAGCGAUUUCUGCAGGAAUAUACAGUGAAGCAGAUUUGAAUCUUAUGGUGUUUAGGCCAGUUCCUUUAACUUCAAAUCACUGGUUCUAAGACUGUGCCCUUCCCUGGGUAUGGCGUCCAUUUUAGGACAUUCUCUACCCUUCUGAAAAAAAAAAGUCAUCCUUCCUCAUGCAAAACUACACCCUCCCAUCUAUAUCUGCCGAAACGGAAUCCAUCCUCCGACAAAACUUUCCUGCUCCCUGCGGCAAAACUCCAUACUCACUCCUUAAACAUAUCUGCUUACACUAUGUAGUAUGUACUGUAUGUGCAUAGUUAUACUUUAAAGCUUAAAUGAGAUUGAUGCUAAAGAUCUCUGCUGGUAUCUGAAAGGUCGCUGGUUCAAAUCCUGUUACUGCCAAAAGGGAUCCUACUCCAUUGGGCCCUUGAACAAGGCCCUUAACCUGA
Polypterus senegalus (gray bichir) is the source of this 3064-nucleotide messenger RNA. RefSeq names its product zinc finger and BTB domain-containing protein 43-like. The record is from RefSeq and is a predicted model, not a curated record. The transcript has 4 exons. Bases 172 to 2193 code for a protein of 673 amino acids. Gene Ontology annotation, molecular function: RNA polymerase II cis-regulatory region sequence-specific DNA binding; DNA-binding transcription factor activity, RNA polymerase II-specific; protein binding. Lineage: Eukaryota; Metazoa; Chordata; Cladistia; Polypteriformes; Polypteridae. Gene Ontology annotation, biological process: regulation of transcription by RNA polymerase II.